This is a messenger RNA of Lipotes vexillifer (Yangtze River dolphin), 1755 nucleotides long. It is a transcript of the gene GP1BA, whose product is annotated as glycoprotein Ib platelet subunit alpha. The record is from RefSeq and is a predicted model, not a curated record. Gene Ontology annotation, cellular component: plasma membrane. Gene Ontology annotation, molecular function: protein binding. The coding region runs from base 1 to 1755 and encodes 584 amino acids. NCBI's taxonomy places the organism in Eukaryota, Metazoa, Chordata, Mammalia, Artiodactyla, Lipotidae. The transcript has a single exon.
AUGCCUCUCUUCCUCUUGCUGCUCCUGCUGCCAAGCCCUUCACACUCCCACCCCAUCUGUGGCAUCAGCAAAGUGGCCAGCGAGGUGGAAAUGAACUGUGAAAAUAAGGGGCUGAAGGCGCCGCCUCCAGAUCUGCAAGCAGAAACCAACAUCCUCCGCCUGGGUGGGAACCCCCUGGGCACCUUCUCCAUGGUGUCCAUGGUGCAUCUGACUCACCUCACUCAGCUGCACCUGGAGAAGAGCCAGCUGACCAGCCUGCAGACUGACGCGACGCUGCCCCGGCUGGAGACCCUGAUUAUAUCCCACAAUACGCUGAGAAGCCUGCCCUUGCUGGGACGGGCGCUGCCAGCACUCUAUGCUCUGGACAUCUCCUUCAACGAGCUGGCCUCAUUGUCUCCUGAUGCCCUGGUUGGCCUGAGCCACCUCCGUGAGCUCUACCUGCGUGGCAACGAGCUGAAGACUCUGCCCCCUGGGCUCCUGCAGCCCACGCCCAAGCUGAGGAAGCUCAACCUGGCCGAAAACGGGUUGAGUGAGCUGCCCUCUGGGCUCCUGGAUGGGUUGGAGGAACUUGACACCCUCUACCUCCAGCAGAACUUGCUGCGCACGAUACCAAAGGGCUUCUUUGGGGACCUCCUCCUGCCUUUUGCUUUCUUCCACGACAACACCUGGUUCUGUGACUGCGGGAUCCUCUAUUUCAGCCACUGGCUGCAGGACAAUGCCAACAACGUGUACAUAUGGAAGGAGGGUGUGGACGCCAAGGCCAUGACCCCCAACGUGACGAGCGUGGGGUGUGUCAAUUUGCCCAACACGUUUGUCUACACCUACUCAGGGGAGGGCUGCCACACCCCUGGCGACAGGGACAGCAUAGACUACGAUGUCUACGAAGAGGAUGACAAGGUGCCUACCACAAAGGCUGCGGGCAGCUUCUCUACCCACACCAGUGCCCACACCACCCACUGGGGCCUGCUUUACUCACUGCCGACUGCUUCGCUAGGCCCCCAAGUGUCCUCCUUGCCUCCAACUAAGGAACAGACCACGUUCCGAAUUUCUACAGGACCCAUCACAUUCUCCAAAACUCUAAAACCCACCCCAGAGCCCACAAGCCCGAGCACCCCAGAGCCCACAAGCCCGAGCACCUCAGAGUCCACAAGCCCGAGCACCCCAGAGCCCACAGCCCCGAGCACCCCAGAGCCCACAGCCCCGAGCACCCCAGAGCCCACAAGCAAGACCUCAGAACCUACCGUAUCCUUAACCUCCACUGAACCCACUUCACUUCCCACUAUCUUAGAAUCCACCACAGCCACCAUCUCUGAAUUUGCCAACCUCCUGAAGGCCCAGGGGGUGGCUCAGUGGAAUGCGGAGAGUUCCGGAAACGACCCUUUUCUCAACUCUGACUUUUGCUGCCUCUUCCUGGGCUUCUACAUCUUGGGUCUCCUCUGGCUCCUGUUUGCCUCUGUGGUCCUCAUCCUGCUGCUGUUCUGGGUCCAGCACGUGAAACCACAGGCCCUGGCCACAGUCACGCACACCUCGCAUCUAGAGCUGCAGAGGGGAAGGCAAGUGACAGUGGCCCGGGCCUGGCUGCUUUUCCUCCAAGGCUCGCUCCCCACUUUCCGCUCUAGCCUCUUCCUGUGGGUGCAGCCUAAUGGCCGUGUGGGGCCUCUGCUGGCAGGACGGCGGCCCUCAGCCCUGAGCAUGGGUCGUGGUCAGGACCUGCUGGGGACAGUGGCUGUUAGGUACUCUGGCCACAGCCUCUGA